Musca vetustissima is the source of this 1947-nucleotide messenger RNA. RefSeq names its product glomulin. Gene Ontology annotation, molecular function: ubiquitin-protein transferase inhibitor activity. Bases 1 to 1947 code for a protein of 648 amino acids. Gene Ontology annotation, cellular component: cytoplasm. The transcript has a single exon. The record is from RefSeq and is a predicted model, not a curated record. Lineage: Eukaryota; Metazoa; Arthropoda; Insecta; Diptera; Muscidae.
AUGGCUGAAGAAACGAAACUUGGCAAUUCAGUGUCUGAGGAAAAUGACGAUGAAGUUAGCUUUGAUAAGCCGGCACCACCAACGGAACACGGAGAAAACCUGAAGGCUUUGGUUAAACAGCUGAUCAAAGAACGCCAAUAUGAAGGUGUUGCACUGCUAUUUACCACAGCUAAUGAGGCACCCAGAAAUGUGGCCUUGUUGCGAGAAAUUUCCAUCGAUUUAUACAAUGAGGUGUGUAAAGAUUAUCUGACGGAGGAAGUGUAUCAGCAGGAUCCCGAGCUGUUUGUGUGUGCCGAGGAAUUGUUGAAAACAAUGGCAGCCAAUGCUCCACCAGAAUCGCUGUUAUUGGAAUUACUGGAACUGGUGGAGGAGAAUAUGUUUGAGCGGGUCUUCAAUUCGGCCUUGCGUGCAAUGCAAGUGGUUUUGCUACGGCUUGGUGAUCGUAAAUCAAUGUCAUUGCAAUGGGCUCUCCAAUCGAUUUGGACUCGUUUGGCCAUGUUACCCGAACCAGAAUACUUAUAUGUUGGCUAUGAUGAAAAGGAAAAACAUUUACUCGAGCAGGAUGAAGAUGUACAAAACAUUCUAAUGCACUACAUCACCUUGGAUUUAUUUUAUCAGCCCCUAAUUGCCGAUAUCUGUUCCAAGCCUCGUCUUGAAAAUGAGAUAUUUCGUAAUUGCCAAGCCACCAACAAUAGACGUAAUAUAAUGUGUUGCUUUCUGAUCGAUGUCAUGGGUAAUCCCUUCUCUCUGCUCGAUUUAAGCAAUCAAGUGGAGAGCAAGACGAACACCUAUUCGCUGCAAUGUGCCCGUUCCCUGGUACAGGGUGUUAUUAAAUGUGUUCCCGAUCCUUACUUUUUCCUCUCCUUUGUAGAGACAAAGGCGCGGUGGAAAUUAAAUGCUAAGGAGCAUGAUGGACUCAUUGAAAAUAAGAAAGGGAAUAUAUUUCUCAGCGAAGAUGAAAUGCCUCUGGAAAAUUUGGCCAUUUUCUAUUAUUUAGUUAUUGCCGAGGGAAUUGGUGCCGCACAUGUACCUCGAGUCUACAAUCCCAUGUAUGUCUGUGAAAUGAGCAUUUAUUUGGCCCAAGAAUUGCUCAAGGAAAAAUUCCCUGCCUUACACGAUAAAGCCCUGAAGCUGGUGGAGAAAUCGCUCCAAAACUUGGCUAAUAGAAAAAUACCUUCCUCUGAUUUAGAUUUGGAAAUCCACAAAGUAUUUUGUAAGUCGCUAUGCCAUUUAGUGGGCUUUUCAUCACAGACCCAUAUUCGACAAAAUGGCAUUAAGGUGCUACACCAAUAUAUCCUGUCAUUCGAUGAUGAGGGAAAAUAUUUGAUUUUAAAAAAUCUAAUGGCCACUGUCAAUCAUCAAGGUCUGUGUGGUUAUUUGGGUACCAUGUACAAGGACUUGGUUGCCGAAGCAUUGAAAGCAUCAUCACCCCUACCCACAUCAUUUGCUGGACAAGAUUUUCGUACGAUAUUUCUGCAGAACAUAUGUAAACUGCCCCAGGGUGUUGAAACAGAUUUAAUUGAAAAUUCCGAUAAAAUUAUUUCCACUCUGAAUGCGCUGCGUUUCUUUGCAUUGAAAGAUGCUGAAAAUCGUACUGGUUUUUGGUCAUUCGCAAAGGAUAUUGAAGAUAACUAUUUGAUACCAUUGCGUAAGGGUUUAAAUUUAUCCGAAGCCCACUACAAGGGGGAAUUGAAAAAGGUCCAGGAAGGACGUGAUACACCCAUCGAUAUGGAACAAUUGAAAAUGCUCGAUGUUGCUGUGGAAAAUGAUAGCACUGGUGCUGGUCUGGAUUUGCAGCUGAGUCGUGACAAAAAGAUCGAAUUGCUCAAUCAAAACCUGUGUACAUUCGAUUUGAUACGAAGUUUGUUGGGGCGGGUUUGUGAGUGUUUUGAUAAUGCUCCCAAGGAUGGAAAGACUACUACUACUAAUGAUGCUUCAAAUACGUAA